AGAGAUUAGUGAUUUAUUUUUUAAAUUAUUAUUGGCGGUGCAUCAGUUUAUAGCAGGCGUGGUCAAUAUCCAGAAAAGGAAGUUCGUGUUGACUGACCAUAGUCCGCGGAUUUUUCUAUUAAUUUUGUAUAUUUUCUUAUAGACAUACAGUUUAGCUAAAGAAAAAACAUGGCUGAAAAACACAAUUUUGGAAUCCAGCCUGUGACUUGUCACACAUGGAAUAAAGACAGAACAGGCCUGGCUCUAUCUCUGAACUCAUCUGAAGUUCAGUUAUAUAAAAAGAACGCUAAUAAAUGGCAGCCAACCCAUACUUUAACAGAACAUGGACAGAGAGUAACUAGUAUUGAUUGGGCAGCUAAUAGUAACAAGAUUGUUACAUGUGGGGCUGACAGGAAUGCUUAUGUAUGGACUAUGAAUGAGGAUGGAAGCUGGAAACCUAAUCUGGUUAUUUUGAGGAUAAAUAGAGCAGCUACGUUUGUGAAGUGGUCACCAAAUGAAAGGAAAUUUGCUGUUGGUAGUGGAGCUAGAUUGAUAUCUGUUUCUUAUUAUGAAGAUGAAAAUAAUUGGUGGGUCAGUAAACAUAUCAAGAAACCAAUCAGAUCAACUGUUACAUGCUUAGAUUGGCACCCUAACAGUAUUCUACUGGCUGCUGGAUCUACAGAUUUUAAAGCUAGAGUAUUUUCUGGUUAUAUCAAAGAAUAUGAUACAAAACCUGAUGCAUCUUCCUGGGGAACAAAGAUGACAUUUGGUACCCUCUUAGCUGAACACUCCAAUGGCAGUGGAGGUUGGGUUCACUCUGUGUCCUUUUCUCCAAGUGGUGAUCGAUUGGUGUGGGUAGGACAUGACUCUAGUGUCAAUGUGGUUGAUGCUGCUAAAGAAUCCCUUUUGGCGACAGUUAAAGGAACAUUUCUCCCAUUUAAGAGUGUUACAUGGGUUACAGAGAACAGCCUCGUAGCUUCUGGCUAUGAUUGUAAUCCCAUGUUAUUUACUUAUGAUAAUGGUGGAAAAUUAAACCUAAUAAAGAAAUUAGAUGAAGCCCAGAAGAAAGAAUCUGGAACAAUGAGACAAGACAGCUAUAAUUCCAUUAGUUCAUUUGAUCUCGAUAAUGAAAAUAACUCAGAUGAAAACGAGGAAGAAUAUUCAGUAUUCAGUGCUAUGAAUCGUUUCAAGAGUCUGGACUCGCAUGCCACUUCUGGUGACUCUUCAAGUGAACUAAAGACUCAACACCAAAAUACAAUCACUCAGGUGUGUAUUUUCUCAGGAACUAAAUCUAAUUGUAGUAAAUUCUCAACAUCAGGUGUAGAUGGUAAUAUUAUUAUCUGGGAUGUUAAGAGUUUAGAGAAGAGCAUUGCUGGGCUAAAAAUAGCCUAAGCAUAAAUAAAGAUGCAAAUUAAUAGUUGAAACAAAUGCUUUCAUUUUUUAAAAAUUUUACUUUCUUUAAAAGUGCACAGUUAUGACACGAAAUAGUUUUUUAUAUGCUAAUAGUUAAGGGAGGCAAGUCUUUAACUCAGUAUCAUCCAGCUUUGAUAUUGCAAACAAGACUUAUUGGUCACUUUAAAUCAACAUUGAUGUUGUUAUCUUACCAUGAAAAGAUGGCCUACUGAUAUCCAAUAUUCAAUAUUGGCACGCAAAUCGUGUGCCAGAAUGCUUUCGAGUGCAAUUUGUAAUGAAACGACUUGAUGAACAAGACUAAACAUAUCCCAGAGGAGAAUACUACCUAUGUAGACUGGAAUAACCAGACACCAAAGACUAGUGCCAUUCAAUUUGCACUCUUCGCUGAACAUAAUUGAUUAAAAUUACAUUAAAAACAAAAAUCUGAAUGUAAAUCAGUUUAUAUACAAUCAUAUUACAUUAGUAAGUGCAUUGCGACUCAUUUGUGUCCAUUUCUAGGUGCCAAAGAAUAGAGAUUUAGCUCCUUUAACUAUUAUAACUGUGAAUUCUUCUUCUGUUUAAUAUAAUAUGUCCAUUAUAAGGCUGCAGUUAUUUCCAGAAAUUUUCACUUUAUUUAAUAAAAAACUGACUGUAUAGUUUGAUCAUAAGUUAAUGGUAGUGUCUGUGCUAUACAAUAAAUACAGAUUAUUUACAUCUAA
Patella vulgata (common limpet) is the source of this 2090-nucleotide messenger RNA. RefSeq names its product actin-related protein 2/3 complex subunit 1A. NCBI's taxonomy places the organism in Eukaryota, Metazoa, Mollusca, Gastropoda, Patellidae. The transcript has 14 exons. Gene Ontology annotation, biological process: Arp2/3 complex-mediated actin nucleation. Gene Ontology annotation, cellular component: actin cytoskeleton; Arp2/3 protein complex. The coding region runs from base 169 to 1371 and encodes 400 amino acids. The record is from RefSeq and is a predicted model, not a curated record. Gene Ontology annotation, molecular function: actin filament binding.